Molecule: messenger RNA, 1829 nt
Organism: Carassius carassius (crucian carp)
Lineage: Eukaryota; Metazoa; Chordata; Actinopteri; Cypriniformes; Cyprinidae
Gene: gpr68
Product: ovarian cancer G-protein coupled receptor 1
Exons: 2
Coding region: 548-1585 (345 amino acids)
Biological process (GO): G protein-coupled receptor signaling pathway; cellular response to pH
Cellular component (GO): membrane
Molecular function (GO): G protein-coupled receptor activity
Source: RefSeq, a predicted model, not a curated record
AUCUGUCACAUAUAGAAUUACCCUUAUUACCAAAAGGCAGAUGAACAAUGAGGCGAUUAUGCUGUGGCACUGCCAACCUAGACAGCACUUCGGACAUUAUAGCUGCGUUUCAUGUCGGUUUAUCAGACUCGGAGCGCAGCUGUGAUGGCCAAACGUGCUCUCUGUGCAGGCAGGUCAUAGGAUACGAGACACAUCCUGUGUCCAAGACACUUGAGAUGAUUGUUUCGCUUUGAGUAAUUGCACGCAUCAUCACGUAAAAACUGCUGACGCAAUUAAUUUUUCCCCCUAUUUUCCGACGCGACAACCCCGGAAACCCGGGAGCUAUUUUAUUUCUGCGAGAAUCGCAUUCAAAUCUCUAUGACAGAGUCGGUGGAGCUGUCUUCAGGAUAUGAUGUUCAUCACAUUGAGAAGUACCCUUCGAAUGAGUCGCGAACGAUUAAAACCAACAAGUUUAAGAAUCCAUGGAAUGUUACUUGGAGACCUCAGUUGAUUACAAAAACAUACCUACACUUGUUGAAUUAGACUCUGUGAACAUGAGGUUAGAAAGAUGAACAUGUCUGAGGAGCAAAUAAACUGCACUAUAAGCUACGAGAUUCACCAGUACGUGUUUUCGGUUGCGUACAUCCUUGUCCUGCUAGUGGGUCUUCCUGCCAAUACUUACUCGCUCUACCAUGCCUGGCUGCAACUGAAAGCCCGAAAUGAGCUGGGGGUCUACUUGUUAAACCUGACCAUAUCCGAUCUGCUGUACCUGGCCUCCCUGCCCCUCUGGCUCAAGUAUAUCUUCCAAGGGGACAACUGGAGCAGCUCUGAGUGGCUCUGCCAACUGUGUGGUUUCCUGCUCUACGAGAACAUCUAUGUCAGCAUUGGUUUUCUGUGUUGUAUCUCCAUUGACCGGUACCUGGCAGUGGUCCACCCCUUCCACUUCAAGGCAUUCCGAUCGGUACGAGCAGCAUCGCUGGUCAGUGCGGUGGUCUGGCUCAAAGAGCUUGCAGUAGGAGUGGUGUUCUUCUGGCACAAGGAGCUCAGCAGAGACAAGAACAACCAAUCUGUGUGCUUUGAGCACUACCCCAUGAAGACAUGGGAGUACCCAAUAAACUACUACCGCUUUCACAUAGGUUUCCUGUUCCCUUUAGGAAUCCUCUCUGUGUCGUACUUUCGAGUCCUCCGAGCAGUGGGCAAGAGUGCAGGCACACAGACUGCCCAGAAAACUCGCAUCAAGUACCUGGUGACCAGCACCAUUGUCAUCUUCCUGGUUUGCUUCUCACCAUACCACAUCUUUCUGCUGGUACGCACCAUAUUUGAGCGGGACUGCGACUUCAUUGAGAACAUUUUCAACUACUACCACUUCUCUCUGUUGCUUACUAGUUUUAACUGCGUGGCGGAUCCAGCGCUCUAUUGUUUCAUCAGUGAGAGUGCCCAAAAGAGCAUCCAGAAGGCUCAGGAAGCUUGUACUCGAGUCUUAUGCUGUUGCUCAAAAAGUCAUGGAAGGUUCAACACAAACUCUACCGAGCUUGCAGCCGCCAAUGAUAAUGUUACAGGUACCUCAGUAGUGACAUUCUUGCAGCAGAUCAAAACUGAUGUUUGAACAUUUUUGUUGUAUUAAUUAUCCAUACAAAGGAAAUCGUACAGUUUAGCUACAGGCUCUUCAGUGGACAAAGGAAGCAUCAUAGAUGUACAGCUGCAUAAUAUUUUUUUUUAUUUUGCACUGGUUUGAACAUUAUUCGACUUUGUCAGAGGCAGUCCAGUAUUUAGUUCUAAAAUUUAAUAGUAGUAUUUCAUGCUUUUGCUAAACUAGCAUGCUACUGUUACGUGGUGUAAUGCUCAGGGAU